CGUGUGCUGUCGGUACUCGAGAGCGAGCAGCGGCGUGUGAACGGGAAACUGACACAAACCGAUGAAACCGAGUGAAUCUGCGCGGGAAACGGAGACCGAAUAUGCCGGGCGCAAAGGAGCGAAUGAGAGAGAAGAAGAUGAAGAACCAGCCGAGGAGUGUGCAGUACAGCAGCAGAGGUCAGGGGUCACAGGUGUCUGGCUGGGUCAGAGGUCAUCAGGCGGAAGGUCACAGAUACAGUCAGGACCUGCCCAAACACAUCACAGCUUCGUUCUUCGCUGGAGCGCGCGCGGCUGAGGUCGGUGUGAUGCUGAAGGCGGUCAGUAAACCCACCGGCAGCUGUCAGGUGUUCACUGCGCUGCCCAAACACAUGCGGAGACGCGCCAUGAGCCACAACACACACCGACUGCCCCUGCGGCUGAGGGACGCCGCGCUCAGACUGGCGGAGCGCAGUCAGCGUGGCGCAGAGAAGCCUCCGCAGGCGAAGAGCCGCUGCCGCCGUGCGCGCCGCAGACACACACACCUGCUGCUGGAGUUCAACCGCAGACAGAGGAGGAGCCGCUGGCUGGAGACGCACAUCUGGCACGCCAAACGCUUCCACAUGCAGAACAGCUGGAGCUACAGACUACCACACACACCCACUGCCAAGAGCUACAGAGCCUGCUACAGGGCCAUGGACACACACACACUGCUGCAGGAUUUGUCGUAUUUCUGCUGUUUGGAGCUUCGAGGACCUGAAGAGCAGAUACUGAGAGCGCUUUCCCAACUCACCAGCAAGCAGACAGGCCCCACGUUUGCAGCGAGUGUGUGUCUGUCCGGUGCGCGUGUGGGCCGGCUCCUCCUCUACAGAGCGGGUCAGUUUCCUCACGGUGCUCUGGGUCCUGUUGAGUUCCUGUGGAGGCCCCGGGGCCCCGAGCGCACACACAGACAGCUGUGGAUCUGGAUACACCCGGCCCUCAAACAGGACGUGCUGCCGGAGCUGCAGGCGGUGUGUCAGUGCUGUCAGAGUGUGUGUGAAGACUCUUCCUCUUCUGCCACUGCUGUGGAUGCGCUGAGGAACAGGAAGAGGAAGUGCACUGCAGACGCUGCUGAACUUCCUGCUAAGCGGCUGCUAGGGGACGGGACGCGUGCGGUCGGGGAUCCUGUGCGCUGGGAGUCUGCAGACACACACAUCACUAUCAGUGACCUUACCAUGGAGCUCGUGCGCUUCCGUCUGAUUGGUCCACUGGCUCACCUGGUGCUCACAGACACGCUUCAUGCAGCCAAUGAGGAGGCGCUGAGAGGAGUGUGUGUGGACGCGGAUCUCCAUCAGCAGCAGGCGGACGCGUUCACACAGCUCAGAGGAGUGUGUUCAACAGCAGAGCUCCCAGCAGGCUGUGUGUUGGGGCUGACUGUCAGUGACCCCAGACUCACUUUACCUCAGAGACGCGGUAAAACAGUGCCGGACCUGCAGUGCAUCAGCACAGAGUCUUCUCAUGCCAGAGAUCUGACACUCAGAGGAGUUCCCGCUCACUGCAGUCAGAGUGCAUUGUGGGAUAUGUCUGUCCGGGAUCAUGUGACAAAUAGCCGAUUGUCUGAGCAGGAGUUGAAUAGCGUGCGCAGUGAUGUGCUGGUGCCGGGCUCUGCAGUGUGUGUGUCAGGUGUGUGUGCGGUGCCGCUGCUGCUCCUCCAUCAGCCGGGCCGUGUGUGUGGACAGGAGCGUCUGCGCUGGGGCUCCGGCUGGGACCUGCUGCUGCCCAAGGGCUGGGCCAUGGCCUUCUGGGUGCCUCUGGUGUAUCGCGGUGUGCGUGUCGGCGGUCUCCACAUGAGUGUUAAACACGCUCAGUUCAUGGCUCAGCCGCACUUCCCUCACGAUUACCCAGACUGCCCUGCGGGAGAGCGCUGUCAAUCAGAGCAGGAGGCGGAGCUUCUGGAGAAGUUUAAGAGGCGUCCUCCCUCCAAACGCACAAACUACGUCAAACACGGCUGUGUGGCGCCGUUCCGUUGCCCAUGGCAACAGCUGGUGGAUGAGUGGGCGGAGCUUGUGGAGCUGGACAGAGAAACACCGACUAGAGCUGCCCCUGUGGAGUUCACUGUUCUCAGGAGUGUGUCGGUGCUGCGGCAGCUGUCUGCGUGGUGUUCGUCUGCGUCUGCGCUGACCCCUGCGGCGGCUGCAGCGCUGCAUCAGGAGCACCGGGGGGCGCUGCUGUGGGUGAGGCUGCGGCUGCUGGGUAAGGGCCGGCCGGAGCUGCACGCCGCAGUGUGUGUGCCUACGACCUCUGACCUCCAGCAGCUGUCGGACGGCCAGAGCAGCGGCCCAAAGGAGCCCCAACACCCCGACCCGCAGCCGGAGAGCAAGGGGUCCCGGAGCGUGGUGUCCCACUGCAGCCGGCGCACACUGGGCUGGGUCCAGCAGGGGGAUUUCAGCCUGAGCUCCGGCCGCGGGGAGGCUCUGGCCUUCAUCAGCCUCAGCGGACUCCUGCAGAUGAUGAUCCAGCACCAGCGCAGCCUCGUUCUCCUGCGCAACCCGUCCUCACUGCAGUACCGCUACGCUCACGUCUACAUCGACAGCUGAAACACACACACACAC
Molecule: messenger RNA, 2567 nt
Organism: Danio aesculapii
Lineage: Eukaryota; Metazoa; Chordata; Actinopteri; Cypriniformes; Danionidae
Gene: pop1
Product: POP1 homolog, ribonuclease P/MRP subunit
Biological process (GO): tRNA 5'-leader removal
Cellular component (GO): nucleolar ribonuclease P complex; ribonuclease MRP complex
Source: RefSeq, a predicted model, not a curated record